Messenger RNA from Gregarina niphandrodes, 312 nucleotides. RefSeq lists its product as hypothetical. NCBI's taxonomy places the organism in Eukaryota, Apicomplexa, Conoidasida, Eugregarinorida, Gregarinidae. The record is from RefSeq and is a predicted model, not a curated record. The transcript has a single exon. The coding region runs from base 1 to 312 and encodes 103 amino acids.
AUGGACGGCGAGCACCGCGAGCGGCUGUGGGAGCUCCUGGAGGAGUUCAAGGAUAAGUGGGAAGACCCCAAGGUGGCGCAGGUCAAGUACGAAGCACGGUUCGAGGUAGCAGGGCGGCCGCAAAAGGCCAGGGUGCAUCACCACGAACCCGAAAUGCUGGAGGAGUUGAAGAAGCACGUCGCGAAGCAACUGGAGCUAGGAGUCAUCCGACCCUCCAAGAGCGAGUGGGCUGCUGCUCCUCACUUCAUAAAGAAGAAGACCGGGGAUGUUGGUGCGUCAUCGACUGCCGCAGGCUCAACGCGGCCAUGGUAG